GUGGUAAAUGGUGUCCAACUUACUGGUGCGUGCAGUUUUUAAUGAAAACGCAGAUUUUAAAAGCGCUCGUUUUUAUUUUUGCAGCUCUCCUGAGGUGUGUGUUCACCACUUGUCAUGGCUCACCGUUUGUUUGAAGGCAAAGAGCAUGCGUCCUCUUAUCGGAAGUACAGGAUUGCUCCAUCGGAUCACCUGAUUGAGCAUGUGAUCGACUUUGCGGGAAAACAGAAAGGUGGUCCAUUAGAGCUCGCAGUGGACGUGGGCUGUGGGUCAGGUCAAGGUACCGUGCAGCUGGCCAAACACUUUGCUUCUGUGGUGGGAACGGAUAUUAGCCCUGCCCAGAUACAGGAGGCUUUGGAGCAUGCUAAAGAGCCAAACAUUACAUAUAGGCAGUGUGUGGCCGAGGAGCUGCCGUUUGCCGACGGCUCGGUGGACCUGAUAACUGCCAUGUCUGCCUUCCACUGGUUUGACAGGCCACGCUUUCUCCAGGAGGCCCAUCGGGUCCUGAAGCCUCACGGCUGCUUGGCUCUGCUCAACUACACCGUCGAGAUGGAUCUCAGCUACCCCGGUUGCUGCUUGCAGUCACUGAACCAAGUCUGCAAAGAGUUUUACGCAGCAUUACAUCCUUACCGCAGUCCUCACCUUGGUGCCAGUUCUAUUGAGCUGUACCGGGAAGCCUACACAUCCAUCCCUUAUGCUAACAAGGAGUGGCAUGAAAGUGUGUGCGUGAGAAGAGCCAUGCCACUGUGCAGCUACAUGGGCUUGGUAGAGUCCUUCUCCAGCUACCAGGCUAUGCUCAGAGAUGAUCCCCAGAAGGCUACCGGGCUCUCACAGGACAUUUGUCAAAGGCUGAUGUCCAUCAUGCAGGUGACGUCUGCAGAGACACAGGUGAUGCUGGGCGUCAAGUAUUUCUACCUAGUAGCUAAAAAGGACUUGUAGUCAAGUGAGCAGUAUUGAAAUAUCAAAAGUGCCUGUAUGUCUCUAGGAGUUUUGUCAAAACAUUUUUAUUUCCUCUUAGAAAUAAAGGCGUCAGUAAGCGAC
Entelurus aequoreus (snake pipefish) is the source of this 1038-nucleotide messenger RNA. RefSeq names its product putative methyltransferase DDB_G0268948. The record is from RefSeq and is a predicted model, not a curated record. Gene Ontology annotation, molecular function: S-adenosylmethionine-dependent methyltransferase activity. The coding region runs from base 115 to 936 and encodes 273 amino acids. Lineage: Eukaryota; Metazoa; Chordata; Actinopteri; Syngnathiformes; Syngnathidae. The transcript is spliced from 6 exons.